This is a messenger RNA of Entelurus aequoreus (snake pipefish), 843 nucleotides long. RefSeq lists its product as uncharacterized. The transcript has 3 exons. The record is from RefSeq and is a predicted model, not a curated record. The annotation marks the transcript as partial. Gene Ontology annotation, molecular function: catalytic activity. NCBI's taxonomy places the organism in Eukaryota, Metazoa, Chordata, Actinopteri, Syngnathiformes, Syngnathidae.
AUAAGAUCAUUGUCUCCCAAGGCGUUAUUAGUUAAUGAGGUCAUUAGAGACAACAAUCUUAACGUCAUUGGUCUUAGCGAAACCUGGCUCAAACCAGACGAAUUUUUUGCGCUCAAUGAGGCAUCUCCUCCUAACUAUACGAAUGCGCAUGUUGCCCGUCCUCUUAAAAGGGGAGGGGGUGUCGCAUUAAUAUACAAUGAAAAUUUCAACCUUACCCCUAACCUAAAUAAUAAAUAUAAAUCGUUUGAGGUGCUUACUAUGAGGUCUGUCACACCGCUACCUCUCGACCUGGCUGUUAUCUACCGCCCCCCUGGGCCCUAUUCGGACUUUUUCAGUGAAUUCUCAGAGUUCGUUGCUGAUCUAGUGACGCACGCCGACAAUAUAAUCAUAAUGGGGGACUUUAAUAUCCAUAUGAAUACCCCAUCGGACCCUCAGUGCGUGGCGCUCCAAACCAUAAUUGAUAGCUGUGGUCUUACACAAAUAAUACAUGAACCCACGCAUCGCAACGGUAAUACAAUAGAUCUAGUGCUUGUCAGGGGUGUCACCACCUCCAAAGUUAUGAUACUUCCAUAUACUAAAGUAAUGUCCGAUCAUUACCUUAUAAAAUUUGAAGUUUUGACUCAUUGUCUUAUAAGGGUCCAGUUCCAGUAUCCAUCUUGCUCGGCGUCCCGUGGGAUCCUUGUCAAUGGACAUGCCACGCAGGCCCAGCAGAGGCUUGUGAUCAGUUAUGAUGCCCACACUACGGCCCACAGCUCUCUGUCAAAUGUAGACCAGCGUUUUUCUGGGGAACUGAGUGCUUGGCUAGCGUAUGACACCACACGCUCCAGUCCGUCCUGGUCCUGA